UGUGGCGAGUCGUGCUCGCCUGCUCGCUCGAACACCGUCCAUUUUGACAAGUAUAAUAACACGUGAAAAUGAAAUAAGUGAAAUUAAGUUAUAACUUAUUUAUUAUAUAAAUAUGUCGAUGUUAGCUGGACCUCGUCGGAAACAGAAAGUUAUAAAUCUUCGUGCCAAAAAUAAUGCAUGGAGCAAUGACACUAACAAGUUUGGUCAGAAAAUGUUAGAGAAAAUGGGUUGGAGUGCGGGUAAAGGGUUAGGUGCGAAAGAAAAUGGAAUAGUUGACCAUGUUGUGGCUAAAUAUAAAAACGAUGAACGAGGUUUGGGGUUUCAAGAUAAGAAUGACCAAUGGACGAAACAUGAGGAUGACUUUAAUGCGUUGCUUGCAAAUCUAUCGAAUGCUGAGAGUAAUGCCGAUACCUUGCAUAGCGGUGUUUCACUAGAAGAUAAGUCAAAGAAAAGUAAGGCUCGUAUUCACUAUCACAAGUUUACACGUGGUAAAGACAUGUCGCGGUACAGUGAAAAAGAUUUGGCUAAUAUAUUCGGUAAAAAAAGUUUGAAAGAGAAAGAAGAAGAACAACUUGUACAAGAUGAUGUUAAAACUAGUGAACAAGUAUUUACAGAAAAAGGUAAUAUGGAUGAUUAUUUUAAAAAUAAACUGGCCAGCUUAAAAUCAAAAAGCAAACUGCUCAACUCUAAAUAUCAACUCGAUAAUGAGGAGGUGGUAUCUGAUUAUAGUUUCAAAGGUUUUUCAAAUGAAACUGAAAUAGAUAAUGAAACUACAAAUAAUAGUUUUGCGACUCAAGGAUUUUCAUUUUACAAUAUGAAAAAGGAAGAUAUUAUUAAAACUACUUCACCAGAUACUGUGAUAGAUAAUGUAGAAUUAGUGAAAAAAAAGAAAAAGUCUAAGAAUAAAGAACAGAGUGAGAUAGUAGAAACUUGUAAUGAGACAGAAAUAGAAAUAAAUAACAAACAAUACGAUAAUUUGCAACAAAAUGAGAAAAAAGUAAAAAAGAAGAAAUAUCAAGAAAUAAAUGAAGAUUCAGUGGAAAGUGAGCAAAAGAAGAAGAAGAAAAAGAAAAAUAAACAGAAUGAGGAAAUACAGGAACACAUUACAACAUGUGAUGAAGAUAAAAUACCCAAAAAGAAAAAGAAAAGAAAAAAUCAAAACAAUGAGUAAAAAAUAUACAAAAAAACACGUGUUUUUUUUAUAACCUAAAUAUAUAAAUAAAUUUUAAUAAUUAAUAUUAUACAUUUCAAUUUUGUUUUUAAGCGGUUCGGAUAUAGUCUUCAUGUUGAAAUUAUCGAGCGAGUUUCCGAACGCUACGCAUUAGCGGCCAUCUUGUGUUGGUAUUGCGCAGUUGGUACCACGCCUUUACACAGUGACGUUUAGUUAUACGAAGUAAAACAAAAGUACUAAAGAUAUAUAGAUAAUAGUAAAUUGUAUUUUUUAUAAUUCAAAAUCAUUAAAACAAGUGGUAAAAAGUGAUGAAUUUUCAAUAAAGAUAGAGUUUUUAAUAUAACCUGAAAGUCAUCACGCUUACUUUAUUUAACGAAAACGAUUAAGUAUAUUUGAAUCAGUCCUGUAUUUGGCCCAACACUAUUUUAUUUUUGUUUAUUGUUCAAUUUUGAUUGUUACUGUCAAUGGUCAUUGAAAACAACAGCACGUGUUUCUAUAUCUAAGUGACAUUAUGAAAUAAAGUAUCUAAUCAUUUAAUUUUAAAACUAAAUAUAUGAAAUAAAGAAAUCACAAUAAACUAUUUGC
This is a messenger RNA of Nymphalis io (European peacock), 1756 nucleotides long. Its product is annotated as PIN2/TERF1-interacting telomerase inhibitor 1. Bases 113 to 1171 code for a protein of 352 amino acids. The transcript has 2 exons. The record is from RefSeq and is a predicted model, not a curated record. Gene Ontology annotation, biological process: regulation of ribosome biogenesis. Gene Ontology annotation, cellular component: nucleolus. Lineage: Eukaryota; Metazoa; Arthropoda; Insecta; Lepidoptera; Nymphalidae. Gene Ontology annotation, molecular function: nucleic acid binding; telomerase inhibitor activity.